AUCUCUGGCUCAUUGGUCCAACAAGGCAUCACAAUGGGAGAAUUCGAAGACCUGGACAUCCAAAAGUGGAGCAGAAACCCAAGUCAAAGAUUUCAGCAUCUCGGAAACUUUCUCUAAAGAUGAUGCUGCUUAAUAGAGCAAUGGAGGAUUUGGAGAACGAAAAACAGAAGAGAGACGAGGAAAAAAUUCGCUACCUUGAUGAAAAACUCCCUCCUUUGCAAUUCUCUGGACUUUCUCUAAAUGAGCUACAGAAUCUAUGCAAGCAACUCCACGCCAAAAUCGAUGUGGUAGAUGAAGAGAGAUUCGACUUUGAGGAUAAAGUUCACAAGCAUAACAGAGAUAUCAAUGAACUUAAGAUGAAGAUUCAGGAUCUGGGAGGGAAGUUCAAGAAGCCAGCUCUGAGAAAGGUACGCGUGUCGGCUGAUGAGAUGAUGAGGGCCCUGCUGGGCUCAAAACACAAAGGCUCCAUGGACCUCCGUGCAAAUCUGAAGUCAGUCAAGAAAGAGGACAUCAAACAAGAAAAGGUUUUGACCUCUGAGGUGGGUGACUGGCGUAAGAAUGUGGAGGCAAUGUCUGGCAUGGAGGGAAGAAAGAAGAUGUUUGACGCUGCUGGGGGAGGCCAAUGAGCUCAUCUAGGAUGCUGAACUGACUGAAGUCUUUAUGGUUUUGUUGGAUUUUUAAAGUUGCUAUCUAAUCUGUCUAUUUAGCCAUUAUGAUCUAUAUUGUAAGUGUUAGUUCACCCCCCCCCCCAUUGUUUUCGUCAUUUAUUUAGGAUUUAUUUAGGACUUAUAGAAGUAAUUUGGAGAACAACAGGUUAUUUCUUUAACAAAAUAUUUGUGUUUGUAUUCAAAAACUUAAGUCUUAAAUUAGCAUUAAAAGUUGCAUAAUUAAGCAGAA
Messenger RNA from Misgurnus anguillicaudatus (oriental weatherfish), 897 nucleotides. RefSeq names its product troponin I, skeletal, slow d (gene tnni1d). Gene Ontology annotation, biological process: cardiac muscle contraction; skeletal muscle contraction. The record is from RefSeq and is a predicted model, not a curated record. Gene Ontology annotation, cellular component: troponin complex. NCBI's taxonomy places the organism in Eukaryota, Metazoa, Chordata, Actinopteri, Cypriniformes, Cobitidae.